Messenger RNA from Octopus bimaculoides (California two-spot octopus), 501 nucleotides. RefSeq lists its product as uncharacterized. The record is from RefSeq and is a predicted model, not a curated record. Gene Ontology annotation, molecular function: DNA helicase activity. Gene Ontology annotation, biological process: telomere maintenance; DNA repair. NCBI's taxonomy places the organism in Eukaryota, Metazoa, Mollusca, Cephalopoda, Octopoda, Octopodidae.
AUGUCAAUUGUCUGGGAUGAAUGUACCAUGACCCACAAAAAAGCUUUUGAUGCUGUGGACAGAAAAUUACGAGACAUUAGAAAUUGUAAUUCAAUGAUGGGAAAUGUCACAGUAUUAUUGUCAAGAGACUUCCGACAAGCACUACUCGUUGUUCCAAGAGGAACAAAAGUGGAUGAGCUCAAUGCUUCAAUAAAAUCUGUAUUAUGGCAUCAUGUGAAAACACUUCAACUUUCGACAAAUAUGAGAUCGAGGCUUUCAAGAGAUCAAUCAGCUAAACUGUUUGCAGAACAGCUUUUGAAACUCGGUGAAGAAAGAGUCCCAAUUGAUGAAAAACAGUUUCUUACUCUUAAUCCAAUAUGUAAUUCAACUGAUUCCGUCGACGAUUUGGUGGAUGAAAUCUUUCCUAAUCUUCUUCACAAUUACAAUAAUACAGAAUGGAUCUGUGAGCGAGCUAUCCUGGCUCCAAAAAAUGUUUUUGUACAUAGAAAUAUUUACUUAUAA